Numida meleagris (helmeted guineafowl) is the source of this 1455-nucleotide messenger RNA. It is a transcript of the gene INPPL1, whose product is annotated as inositol polyphosphate phosphatase like 1. The record is from RefSeq and is a predicted model, not a curated record. Gene Ontology annotation, molecular function: phosphatase activity. Gene Ontology annotation, biological process: phosphatidylinositol dephosphorylation. Lineage: Eukaryota; Metazoa; Chordata; Aves; Galliformes; Numididae.
ACGUCGCAGGGCGUGCAGGUGAGGCGCUUCAAGACGCUGAGCGAGCUGAUCGCGCUGUACCUGCAGCCCAACCAGGGGCUGGUCUGCACCUUGCUCUUCCCCGUCGAGAGGGAGAAGGAGAAGGAGAGCGCGGAGGACAGGGAUUACUCGGAUGGCGAGGAUGAGAAGCCUCCGCUCCCCCCGCGCUCCAGCACCAGCAGCUUCUCGGGGUCCUCUGCAGGGCUCAGCCCCAACAGCCCGGGGCCUGCGGCGCCCGAUGGGGCGGCGGAGAGCACCAACGGCCUGGCCAGCAUCUCCCACGAGUACCUGAAGGGCAGCUACGCCCUGGACCUGGAGGCCGUCAAGGCGGGGGCCGGCAGCCUCCCCCACCUCAACAGGACCCUCGUCACCUCCUGCAAGCGGCUGCACAGUGAGGUGGACAAAGUGCUGGCGGGGCUGGAGAUCCUCUCCAAGGUGUUCGACCAGCAGAGCUCCACCAUGGUGACCAAGAUCCUCCAGCAGACAGCGCCGCAGAGCGGGGAGCAGGAGCUGGAAAGCCUGGUGCUGAAGCUGUCUGUGCUGAAGGAUUUCCUCUCCAGCAUCGAGAAGAAGGCGCUGAAAGCCCUGCAGGAGAUGAGCUCGGCCAGCCCGGCCGCGCCGGCGCAGCCCAUGUCCCGCAAAGCCAAGAGCAUCCCCGUGCAAACCUUCGAGGUGAAGCUGGACGUCACCCUGGGGGACCUGACCAAGAUCGGCAAGUCGCAGAAGUACACGCUGAGCGUGGACGUGGAGGGCGGCAAGCUGGUGGUGCUGAAGAAGCAGAGGGACGCUCAGGAGGACUGGAACACCUUCACCCACGACAAGAGAGGAACCAGAACUACCUGGACAUCCUGCGCCUGCUCUCGCUGGGCGACAAGCAGCUGAGCUCCUUCGACAUCUCGCUGCGCUUCACCCACCUCUUUUGGUUCGGGGACCUCAACUACCGCCUGGACAUGGACAUCCAGGAGAUCCUGAACUACAUCAGCCGCAAGGAGUUCGAGCCGCUGCUCAAGGUGGAUCAGCUCAACCUGGAGAAGGAGAAGCACAAAGUGUUCCUGCGCUUCGGAGAGGAGGAGAUCACCUUCCCCCCCACGUACCGCUACGAGCGCGGCUCGAGGGACACCUACGUCUGGCACAAGCAGAAGCCCACGGGGGUUCGCACCAACGUCCCAUCCUGGUGCGACCGCAUCCUCUGGAAGUCGUACCCCGAGACCCACGUCAACUGCAACGCCUACGGCUGCACCGACGACAUCACGACCAGCGACCACUCUCCCGUCUUCGGCUCCUUCGAGGUCGGCGUCACGUCCCAGUUCGUCUCCAAGAAAGGGCUGUCCAAGUCGUCGGACCAGGCGUACAUCGAGUUCGAGAGCAUCGAGGCCAUCGUGAAGACGGCGAGCCGCACCAAGUUCUUCAUCGAGUUCUACUCCACCUGCCUGGAGG